AUGGGUUCUUGUAGAAAGAAAAAUUUUGGGAGUGGCAGCUUUGUGUCGAAUUUGAGGGAUCACAUUCAUGAAUUUAUUCAUGCCUCAAUGGAUGAACACAGAACUUGCAUGAAAGAGACAGUGCGGAAGAUGUUUGAAAGGGCAAAACUUUACAGAGAAAAGAGUGGCGGUGGCCCUAAGGAGGGAGAAACACCACUGCCUUUGCAGACAACUACAGAGUAG
This is a messenger RNA of Prunus armeniaca (apricot), 222 nucleotides long. NCBI's taxonomy places the organism in Eukaryota, Viridiplantae, Streptophyta, Magnoliopsida, Rosales, Rosaceae. The record is from the annotation of a GenBank genome assembly.